AUGUCUGCCGUUCAGCUCGCUUCAUUAGCUACGGGCUCGGUCGCCUUGCUCCUGGCGGCCGGCGACAGCAUUCCUGCAAUCAGAAGUAUUGUCGAUCGGAUUUCGCGCAAAUCACCUACCGUGGAUGAGCCGGCGUUGGCAAAGACACUUUACAGAGAUGAAGAUGGCGAGGCUAGCGAGGAGUCCAUUCGGGCUUUCUCAGACAAGUGGCAGCGAUUCGCUCUCGCACUUUUCUCGGCCAGUGGCUUGUCCGUGACUGUUGCGCUGGCUGUGUUGUCGACAUUGAACAAAAGCGCAGGAGACUUCCUUCUGAACUGGUUCCAGUUCGGCAUUUGGGCCUUGCUCACUGUUCAAGCUGUCGCAUUUUUCACUGAACCACGGCCAACAAAAAGAUUUACACUCGGCCAAUUCUCGUUCGGGGGUAGCAUGAUUGCUGCCGCUCUCACUGGCGAACAGAUUCGUCAGGCUUGGGUAGGCCAGACUCGCCUUCUCCAUGAUCAAGUCUGGAUAGGUCUUGUUGCCACGCAAUUAUCCAGCGCCCUUCUCCGUGCUCUGUUCAGUAUUCUGCUACCUCGUCGGCCGCAUGUUUUUCUUAAUGGAAGGCCAGUCGAUCAGGAAUAUACAGUCUCGGCAUUAGGUCGCUAUACCUUCGUCUGGGCUAUCAGCCUUCUCAACUACGCCGUGCAGAACCGCAAACUAGCACUCACGGACCUUCCAGUUCUCCGAUCUGCGAGACGUGCUGACCAGCUACGUAGCAGGUUUGAGAAAGCCCUUGCGUCGCGCAAACUCUGGAAGGGCCUUAUUCUUGCCCAUUGGCGCUCUCUCCUGCUCCAGCUUAUACUUACAGUCAUCAUCGGCGUCUUGAGCUUUGGUCCACAGAUGGCGUUGUUCAAUAUCCUGAGAGUCCUUGAAGCCCGCGGAAGUGAGACCUGGCAACCAUGGGAAGCGUGGUUCUGGGUCCUUGCGCUAGGAGUCUUGAUGCUGGUACAUUCCACUGUUGAAGCCUGGCUGUUCUGGGCUGUAUGCUCCAAGCUCGGUGUUCCUAUUUACGCAGAGCUCUCUGCUGUUGUCUUCGCGAAAUCCAUGCGCCGCAAAGACGCCAAGCACAUGAAGAAAACGACGAAGCAAGAUGACGCCAAAUCUUCCGCAAAGGCUUUAUUGGACCAGAAGGACGAGGAGGAGGAUGAUGACGAAGAAUCCGUCAAGAAGAGCCGACAGAGUAUCAUCAACCUAGCUGCUGUGGAUGCACGACGUAUUUCCGACUUUACAUCUUACGCAUAUCUCAUACCAUCGGCGACUUUGAAAGUCAUCCUCGGCUGUGCCUUCUUGAUCCAGAUUCUUGGAUGGCAAAGUGCCCUCGCUGGACUUUCCGUCUCCGUCCUUGUAACCCCCUUGAACAUCUACGCAGCAAAGAGAUAUACAGGUGCUCAAGACAAAUUGAUGAAGCUCAGAGAUGCGAAGAUGGCUAUUGUUACGGAAGUGCUUCAAGGCAUUCGCCAAAUCAAGUUUUCCGCCUUGGAGCAGCAAUGGCAAGACAAAAUCGGAGAGGCACGAGACACUGAGCUGUCUGCUUUGUGGAUAUCGUUCCUCUACGAUGUUGUACUCAUGGCAAUCUGGAUCCUCGGACCACUGGGUCUCUCGGCUGUUUCACUGACUGUCUACGCUGUGAUGCAUAGCGGCUUAUCAGCUUCUGUCGCCUUUACAGCAAUGUCGGUCUUUGGUGCCCUGGAGAUGUCGCUUGCCAUUCUACCUGAGAUUAUCUCAAAUGGGCUGGAGGCAAACGUUAGCGCAAACCGAAUCGACGCCUACUUGGCAUCUGCGGAAAAGAUUGUCAACACUGUUCUAUCCGACAAUAUUGAGUUUGAAAACGCGACAGUCGCAUGGCCGGCGGAACACGAGCCAGGCACAGAAGAGGGAGACGAAGACCGAUUUGCGCUGCGUAAUUUGAAUGUGAAAUUUCCAAAGAAGAAGUUGAGCAUUGUCUCCGGGCGGACUGGUUCUGGAAAGAGUCUGCUCCUAGCAUCCAUCCUCGGUGAAUGUGAUGUGCUGGAGGGCACCCUUAAAGUGCCUGUCCCGCCACCAAUCAAGGACCGCUUCGACCACCUCGCGACGGAUGCGAACUGGAUUAUCGAUUCUGCUUUCGCGUAUGUUGCGCAAAUCCCAUGGAUUGAGAACGCGACCAUUAGAGACAACAUCUUAUUCGGUUUACCUUACAAUGAGACACGCUAUAAGAAGGUUCUGUCUGCAUGUGCCCUAACAAAAGACCUGGAAAUGUUGCCAGACGGCGAAUUGACAGAUAUUGGCGCGAACGGUGUCAAUCUGAGUGGUGGCCAAAGGUGGCGAGUUUCAUUCGCUCGUGCGUUGUAUUCUCGAGCCGGUGUCCUCAUUAUGGACGACAUCUUCAGCGCUUUGGAUGCUCAUACUGGCCGUUAUGUCUACGAAAAUGCAUUGACUGGCGAGCUUGGACAGGGACGGACCCGAGUGCUAGUCACGCAUCACGUUGCUCUCUGCCUCCCCAAGACCGACUACUCCGUCUUGUUGGAGAACGGAUGCGUUAGAUAUGCCGGCACCAUUGAUGAACUUCGAAAGGAGAACCACUUGGAGGAGAUCUUACGAGAAGACAACGCCGCCGAACAACAGGACCUUAACGCCGAAGAUCCCGAUGACCUUCUGAAUUCCAAGGAGACCAAUCUCCAAAAGGUCGUCUCAAACACCGUACCUCGACGGCAGAGCUCAGCCCCAAAUGACACAACGCCUGUACCUGCAGCUCCCAAAAAGUUCGUCGAGGAUGAAAAACGUGAAGUGGGAUCUAUCUCAAUCUCCGUCUACAAGUCAUAUCUGUCUAUGGGAGGAGGUGUGCCCAUCUGGAUUCUGACCAUUCUAAUCUAUCUGACCUAUACCUCCUUGAUGGUUGGCCGAGCCUGGUGGGUGAAUAUCUGGACCAGCGCGUCAUCCAGCACCCAAGCGCACCCGGGGCAGCUUCAGACUUUGUUCACACAAACCGUGAUGCGAACUCACCCCGAGCCGCAAGACGACAACCUUAAAAUGUACCUUGGUGUCUAUAUCGGGAUCUCUGUUCUUGCUUGCAUCAUUGGGACUGCGCGAUAUUACUUCAUCCUUUCUGCAAGUGUGCGCGCAUCCAGGAACCUCUUUAACCGCUUGACAUAUGCCGUCCUGCGAGCACCACUGCGAUGGUUGGAUACCGUUCCCCUUGGCCGAAUUCUGAAUCGAUUUACGGCAGACUUUCACAUGAUCGACUCACGUAUCGGAUAUGAGCUCGGGUUUCUUGUUUCCCAGUCUCUUGAAGUUUGCGGUAUCAUGGUGGCUGGCAUUCUCGUCUCACCACUGGUUAUCAUCUUUGCGAUAAUCCUGCUUGUCGUCUGUCUCAAGCUGUCAUUGAAAUACCUAGCGGGUGCACGUGAAAUCAAACGCCUGGAGAGUACUGCCAAAAGCCCUAUCUUUGAGCAAUUCGGCUCUAGCUUGACCGGUUUGGUUACGAUCCGAGCAUUUACCAAGAGCGAGGACUUUAUCGACACCAUCUACGGCAAAAUCAACGCUCAUGCCCAGGCCUGGUGGACUAUGUGGUUGUUCAAUCGCUGGCUGGGAAUUCGCAUGAACCUUGUCGGAGCAGUCUUCUCAACACUAACAGCGUCUCUUGUUGUCUUCCUACCUGGCAUCUCAGCCUCACUUGCAGGAUUCGCCCUCAGCUUUGCCCUACAGUGUAAUAGUGCUAUUGCAUUUGCGCUGCGCCAGUACGCCAACAUCGAACUCAACAUGAAUGCCACAGAACGUGUCAUUGAAUAUUCCAAGAUCGAGCUCGAAAACCAAGGCGGUGCUGAUGCACCUGCUGCUUGGCCCACCGAGGGUCGGUUGGAAGUCAGUGAUCUCAUUGUAGGCUACGCACCCGAUCUUCCCCCAGUCCUGAAGGGCCUCAGUUUUACCGUGGAGCCGAAUCAGAGAGUCGGCGUGGUAGGAAGAACUGGUGCGGGCAAGUCGUCUUUGACCCUUGCGCUCUUCCGUUUCCUAGAAGCACGCGAAGGCCAGAUCUUGAUCGACGGCCUAGAUGUGUCCAAGAUCAAGUUGCACGACUUGCGUAGUCGGCUGGCGAUUAUCCCCCAGGAUCCUGUCCUCUUCUCGGGCACUGUGAGAACAAAUCUGGAUCCGUUCGAGGAGUACAGCGAUGGGGAGCUCAAUGAUGCGCUAGCACGCGUGCAUUUGAUUGCUACUGAGGAUGACGAGGCAACUCUUACUUCACAAACCGCCACACCUCGACAGGGUGACGGCACAGAAACGCCAGACACGGCCACGAUGCAGCAAGCCAACACAAACGUCUUCUCGUCAUUGUCAGCGCCCAUCUCGGAGGGUGGUCUAAACCUCUCCCAGGGUCAACGACAGCUGCUCUGCCUGGCCCGUGCCAUUGUCGCCCGGCCUAAGAUCAUGGUUCUGGAUGAAGCGACGUCUGCUGUGGACAUGGAGACGGAUGCUCUGAUCCAGCAGUCCAUUCGGGCCGAAUUUGGCCGAAAUGCCACCACGCUGCUCGUUAUUGCUCACCGGCUAAGCACCAUCGCCGAUUUCGACCGCAUCUUGGUGAUGGAUGCCGGCAAAGCGGUUGAGUUUGGAAAACCGAGGGAUCUCAUGAGUCUUAUGGAUGGUGUGUUCAAGAGCUUGGUCGACAACAGCGGCGAGAAGGCCGUGCUGGAGAAGAUGAUUUUCGGCCAAGAGUGA
Molecule: messenger RNA, 4725 nt
Organism: Penicillium maclennaniae
Lineage: Eukaryota; Fungi; Ascomycota; Eurotiomycetes; Eurotiales; Aspergillaceae
Product: putative ABC bile acid transporter
Exons: 3
Coding region: 1-4725 (1574 amino acids)
Biological process (GO): transmembrane transport
Cellular component (GO): membrane
Molecular function (GO): ABC-type transporter activity; ATP hydrolysis activity; ATP binding
Source: RefSeq, a predicted model, not a curated record